This is a messenger RNA of Gadus chalcogrammus (walleye pollock), 7895 nucleotides long. RefSeq names its product alpha-kinase 2 (gene alpk2). The record is from RefSeq and is a predicted model, not a curated record. Gene Ontology annotation, biological process: protein phosphorylation. Lineage: Eukaryota; Metazoa; Chordata; Actinopteri; Gadiformes; Gadidae. Gene Ontology annotation, molecular function: ATP binding; protein serine/threonine kinase activity. The transcript has 10 exons. Bases 2080 to 6975 code for a protein of 1631 amino acids.
AAGCUCAUACCCAAGUGGUGCAUCACUGGUCUGUUGGACUAGCGCUCGGACAAGGGUACGUAAUGUGCAUGGCUUGGAAAGCCCCACCGCCGGCUAGACAACUGUUUUAAUGCCUCGGUGAUAUAAUUACACCUGCGGGACUAUUUGAUUUAUGACGUAGCUACAGACGGAAGGUAAACCAUUCAACCAUUCUUCUUUUCCUUUUUUUUAUGACUUAAUAAUCACCGGUUUGAGAAUAAGCAUGGAUAUUAUUACAGUAUUGAUGAUAGGUGCAAUUUAUAUGAGUUAUUGAUUUGUUUUGUGAUUCUUGGGCUGAGAUUUGGAUAAAGAAUUAUAACGCAUUUUAUUCACAUCAUAUAUUUUCUAAUGCUUAUGGUGAUGUAGAUUAAACUUGACAUGGUGACUAAAGCAUUUAUUACCCCUACAUUACUGUGUUUUUGUUUGUAAUAAUUUAUCUGAUAUUUAUGUCAUUAUUAUUGUCUAUCGUAUUUGAUGUGGCAUUGCUUUGAGUCAGUUGUAAUCAAAAUGUAGCUUUUAUAUCUCCCUAACUUUAUAUGAUUUGGAGUGCUUCUAAUGCACUUCGUUCAAACUGAAAUAAAACUCACUCAAAUUAUGACACCUUUACGCUUCUUAAAUGCUGCUAUAAAUAAACCAACUGAAAAAGGCCAGAUCAAAACAAAUCUGAAGUAGUGAUCCUACCAAAUCUUGCAUGCUAGUUUUUAGCACGCAACCUCUCGUUGGUCACGUGGACGACUCCUAGCUGUGAAAGCAGGCUGGAUUAUUUUAAGAUGUGUGGUUACAUCUUGGGUGGCAGUGGAAACGCUUGGAAGGCCUGGGAGAUGUUUGUGGCGUCUAACAAAUCAGCGAAUGAUCCCCUUUAGGUCCACUCAUCAUAACUCUCCUGGCAUCCCUGUGUUCACCUGCACAAAGAACAUUCUAUUUGGUGAUUAGCAUUUUUUCGCUUAUCGCGUUUUUUGAGCUGACUGUGGCGGUGUUAGUAAAUCAAACAGGUGCAGUUAACCAAUAGUAAACAGUCCUGGCUAGAGGUUCCAUCUGGGUUGCCCUUCACUCUCCAACAGGAAUGUUACUUAUGCAGGUCAUGGGUGAAGAUGUGCUGGUAUUUUUCCACUGUCUGUGCCACAGGCUUGGUCUCGCAACAACAUAUCACAAGAGUUAGAUUUGUAAUGCAAGGUCACUUUUUCCUUAUGGUUUCUCGUACUGGCCUAUAGAGAUUGAUAUAGUAGUCUAGUACACUAGACGCAAAUGAUAAAAAAAUAUAUAAAACAUUCCACUACAAUAUACAGGAUAUAUAUAUAUGAUGACAUAAUACCAAUAAGACAGAAUAGUAAAAGAUUGAUUUAAAUAUAAUAAUAGUGGCCUACAGUAUGACAGGACCGUGCAAAGCAUAUGGUUCAACAUGAUUUUUUAUGACAUGAAGAUGUCAGCAACAAAAAUCGAAAUAAUAAUAUGAACCCCAUUAAUGACCAAUUGUUUUGGUUGUCAGUGAUCAUUAAAUAUUAUGCCAAUGGUAACUUUGAGUCUCAUUAAAGAGUUUAUAAGCAAUUAAGGCUUUCAAGAUGGAAGCAUGUAUUAUCUAAAAGCCUUAAUCUCAGUGGGUGGAAAAAGCAUGGUUUCCUGUUGAUAAGGUGUGUCAAAAAGCUACUUUAAAUACACUCACCAAGUAGUGGCGAGGGGGUAUUUCUGGAGUGAAAGAUAAACAAAUCACCUGAAGUGACAGCUAGGGGGUGAUAUUGGUCUUGGAUAAUUUUACCAGAGAGUAGAGACACCUUUAGAUAACACCCCUCUUGCCAUACAGCUUUCAUAACUGUCUUUUGUGUUUUGCUUAACGAAAUUGAUGUCAUGUCAAGUUCAUACUUUCUUUUGCAGGCACUGAAAAAAGACAUAGCAAUUGCUCUCUGAGGGAGAAAUUACAUCAUGUAACCCCAGAUCAACAAACCCCCCACAGUCGUCUACUACUGCUAAGCCCUUGGUUGUAAAUUAGUCUGGAGCUUCUAUACUGGGGCUCAGGUCCCAGCCCCCCUACUGCCAACUUCCAGAGACACAUUCGUGGAUAUCCCUAUGGAUCCUUCAGCUAAUCUUUCAGACAGUCGGUCUGAGUCACUGAAGACUCUCUCUGACACGCAUACUGAGGAAAUGGAGCCUUCACUUCCCAAUAAAACCACAUAUGUGGAAUCACUUGUUUACAAGAGACAUGCAGAAGCUGUUGCGGAUCCACCAAAGCCCCUUUGCUGUAUGAACAAAAGCGUUUCGAAAAGACCUGAAAUUGAAACCGUGUCCGACCACGAUUGUUUGAGAUCUUUGUCGCCAAACGGUACCUCGCCAGAAUGGCGUUUCGUAGACGACCACACAAACCUUCAACCAAUUUCAAGUGCAGUUAACUGUCACCGGAAAAAGAGUGAUUUGAGCGUCCAUAAAUAUAGUACACCUUCCACAAGCAACUCACCUCAAAUUACAAGUUGCCUUCCAUCAGCCCCCAGUUGUCACACAGUGCCCUCAAAAACCCUCCCAGACCUCUACCAUAAAGAAGCAGCUGUACAUUACAGUCUGAAGCAAGAUCCCAGUACUAGUAAAGCUCAUAGGAUGGUGUCACCUACUUUAAUCAGUUUGAUGGAUCGACCUCAAUCUGAUCAAACGGACCCUGAGACUGAAUGGACCCCCUGCAGCCUGGAACACGACAGUAACAACAUUGAUCCUUCCACACUCAUAUCAGAUCUUUCGAGUGGUUUGACAGAGAGCGACUGUGCUGUGGAGCAUCUGUUUAUCUUGGAGAGUGAGACACAGGACUUCCUCAACCUCAGCAGCCAAUCUAAUCCAGCCUUGGACCACCAGAUAUCUUCUGACAGACCCUCAGUGUUUCCCCAGAGCCUCUUUAGUAACACACUUUUCCCCAGUGAAGACAUUUUGCAAGGGGCUAUGACUGAAUCCCAUAACCAUUUAUUUAAAAAUAUGGACUUGGAUUCAGACUCUGAACCGUGUACCCAACAAAUUGGGCUGGAACCGCCAACUGGAACAGACAAUGCCUGGAAGCAUGUUACGCCAGUGGGUGAAACAGGGUCAACCAGUCAUGUAAAUUCCCAAGUGGUGCAAAGCGACAACCCCAUUGAUCUAUGGAUGGACGCCUGUCAGUAUAUGUCCAGCCAGGACAAAGGAGCCGGCAAGCCAGACAGCGAGGGGAUCAUUGUGGACCAGUCGGCGAAUUCAGCAUUGAGUGAAGGGGCUGAUAUCACCGCCUGGUCCUGGCCUUGUCCUUCUGCAGACAGAGAGAUGUCCGGUCACCCCUCCAUGGAGCAGGGUGAUGCAAUGCGGCGUGUGUCCAGUGGUGACAUCGGAGUUUGGGGGCCUCCUCUCAUCGAGAGGUGGUCAUCGGUUGACAGCUGGGAGACGGCGCUCUCGGACUGGGCUGCCAUCAUCGCAUCUCCCCCGGAGGAGAUCACGGCCGCCUUCACGGAGAUCGGUGCGGAGAUAGACGCCCUGACACAGGCGCUCGCACGGGAUUCAGAAGCGCGUAACGCGAUGGCGUUGCUAGUGAAGACAACCGGCCACGUGAGCACACGGGAAGAUACACUCCUGAGGGGCCGGGAAGACACGGGGUCGUCUGACGUUCACCCACAGACGCAGAUGAUGAUGGACGUCCCGGAUCAGUCAGUGGAGUCACAACCCAGUUCUGACCGCUGCGUAAGUCCAGUCGGAAGCAGUUCCACCAUCACCGCCCCCUCCCCUAACACACCAACAGAUCCCGCUGUCGUCGAGGACCACCUUGAGGUUAAGCCAGAAAGUUCAACUGCAACUCCAAGAGAGGAGAACAGGCAUACAGGAGAGAUCAAGAGCGCCCGGGACCAGGACUCGAUUCCCCCUGUAGACACACAUUCAUCAUCGAGUGUAUCCUCUGUUAUGUUGACCUCUCUGGGAGAAUGUUCUAUUGAUGUGAGGACAGCUGCCCUGAUCUCCGGACAUCCCGGGAUCCCGGCGGUCCUGGAGGAGUCUGAUCCGGAUGUGGUCCAGUUCCGGGGAUAUGUUGGUCCAACGGACAGAGAUGGUGACACAAGCAACGGGGAAGACGACGUUUGGCUUCACAUUGAAGAGGAUGUGGACGAGGACUUGGAGAGAGAGUGCGCUCAGACUGAGCUCAAGUUUGAAGGGCCUCACGGAGGUGCCGUGUAUAAAGUGACAGCGGAGGACCUCGUCCCCCAGCACGACUCAUCGGUUGCGGACAGAGAUUUACGGCACGGUGCGUCAGAGCUGACUGACUCCCCUCCAACUGUUGUUGAGUCAGAGACGCUUGAGUCAGAAGCUGCCGGAGAGGAACCCUACUGCCUCACCGACGCCACACAUACCCUGAGGAACACACACGUGCCCCUGGGGGACGCAAUAAACCAAGCGUCACAUGAAACUCCUCUGCAACAGAAUGUCCUGUGUUCCAGUGAGGGUCCUGCCUCUGCUAUUCCAGCAGCGCCCCUCGCUAUUGGCAGCCAGCAUCUCUGUGUGACCAUUAACGGUUUGGAAGGAGAUCAAGACUUCGCCCGAGUUGAGGUUUUCGAUGACAACAAGGAGGCCAGCUGUCCUCACACAAAGACCUGUGUACCUUUGCCAGCCCUUGAAGCCCCUGGUAGGUCACCUUUGCGGCGCUGCCACCAGAAUAAAACACAGUCCACCGAUGGGACUGAACAUUCAAACUCUGAGGAGGAAAUAAAGGGAGAGUCGCCGGUUAGUUUGGACGAUGAUGUUCUUCAACGAGGCUUGUGUCAUUUAGGAGGCCGUUUUACGACAGACCGCAACGCACUUGAUAUCAACCAAGAUAUCGAGGCCUUGAGUAGAGAACUGGCCAACCUGGUCUCUGUUCCCGGGGCUCAUUUCCUGCACUCGGAGAAGAGACGCCUGGCGUGCUUCACACUAGACUUGGUGGAUCCGUUCUUCCCGAGGGCCACAAAGGACACGGCACCCCAGGGACUGCAGAACGGGGACCGGCCCGGAGCCGUUGGCCAGGAAGAUCUCACGAUGCCUCACAAAAUGCACAGGAGCAACUUGGACUUUAAGGCGCGACCAAAAAAGGUCGGGCCCACGACUGGGCUGCAUCCUGCCACGCCCACCUGCAAGAGGCAGGAGAACCUCUCUGCUAAUGCCCCGGGGCAUGACAACCACACCAAGGUUGACCCAUUGAAUGGACAGGAGGGUAAGGAGGAUGGCGCCGUUACCGCGGUCAAUGGCCCUACGGUGAGCGACGUGCCCGUUGCCAAGUCAUUAUGCAAGAAGAAGAAGAAACACACCACCCAGAAUGCAACAGUGGUGAUGAUCGAGCCGGAACCGCCGUUGGUGAAAGAGGAGAAAGGCACCAAACAGAAGGCGAUGGAUGGAAAGAUAAGCGCGUUUGAAGCAAAGUUCGGUCCUAAGAUCAGUAAAACGAAAGAUAAAGUAGCAGUUAUUUCCGGUAAGCUGGAAAGUGCGCAAGCAGAUGGUCUUCAGCAGAAGUCACAGCACCCUGAGGCUAAAGCUUUAGCAGGGAAAGAGCCUCCAAACAGGGGAACCCACGUAAAACUGCAGGAAACCCCUCAGACGAAUCAGAUCAACGAAGACGCAGUUAAAAGGAGGCGCCUCUCGGAAAAGAAGUUUGGGAAGAUGGUGAGUGCUCUGGAGUCUAAGAUCAACAAGACAGAGGUUGCUACGGCGCCGAAGAGAGAGGAAGCCAAGGCUGGCGUUGAUACGACACGCAGGAAGGCCUACAGUGAUGUGGUCAAACAGAAACCCCCUAGAGAAGAGCCCAAGGUGGUGGUGGUGAUCCAGGUGGAGCCGGUGAGCGGAGACCCUCUGAGCUUGUGUCUGUGGUGUCAGUUCAGCGGCGUGGUCAGCGACCACACUGUCACCUGGAGCCGAGAGGGCCGCACCCUGAGCGAGCUCAAGAGGAGUGGAGGGGAUGAGAGCAGAGUCUCGCUCACCAUUUCUAAGGCCUCUCAUCAAGACUUGGGCAAAUACCAGUGUGUCCUCACCAGCCUGCAUGGAUCACUGAGCCUAGACUACCUGCUCACCUAUGAAGUGCUGAGUCAGAUCGUCGUCCUUGCAACUCCUAAAACCAUCCCAUGUGAGUCGUCAUAUACUUCCCCCGUCGACAUCGUGGGCAACGAGGAGAACGUCCGCUGCUCCCGGCUGCUGUUCAGGGAGGACUUCCUGUCCCAGCAGUACUUUGGGGAGAACCAGGUGGCCAGCAUCGUCACGGAGCCGGUCCACUUCGGGGAGGGGAUGCACCGGCGGGCCUUCCGGACCAAGCUGCAGGCCGGCCUGGUGUCCCAGCUGGAGCCGGGGAACAUCUGCGUGCUGAAGGUCCACACCUCCAUCACCUACGGGACCAAGGACAACGACGAGCUGGUGCAGAAGAACUUCAGUCUGGCUGUGGAGGAGUGCCAGGUCCAGAACACGGCCCGGGAGUACAUCAAGGCCUACACCACCGUGGCCCAGUCUGCCGAGGCCUUCGGAGAAGUCCCAGAGAUAAUUCCAAUCUACCUGGUCCACCGUCCCUCCAACGCCGUCCCGUACGCCACCCUGGAGGAGGAGCUCAUCGGGGACUUUGUGAAGUACUCGGUCCGCGACGGCAAGGAGAUCAACCUGAAGAGGAGCGACUCGGAGGCGGGCCAGAAGUGCUGCGCCUUCCAGCACUGGGUGUACGACAACACGGACGGGAACCUGCUGGUCACCGACAUGCAAGGCGUGGGUAUGCGACUUACCGACGUUGGAAUCGCAACCUGUAAAAAAGGCUACAAGGGCUUCAGAGGGAACUGUGCCACGUCGUUCAUCGAUCAGUUCAAAGCCUUACACAUGUGCAACAAGUACUGUGAGAUCCUCGGCCUGGCCUCCCUCCAGCCCAAACCCAAGAAGACCUUCUUAGCCCCCAAACCCAAGCCUCAGCCCUCCUCAGCCCUCCCCAAGAAAAAGACAUUCGGUCCCACUGUGAAGGGAAAGUCAUGAUGAUGGAGAAUAACAGACGAGAUGUCUGGGACAUUAAUGGUAUAAGUGUCGGGUCUUUGUCAAGGUCGCUUCCACCGCCUCUGAGGUUUCUUGAUGAAACUGGACUUCUGAAAGGGGACUCGAACUCUGAAUGGGGAUUCGAACCGAAUGGAACUUGGAGAAGAGGACGUACAGGUUAAGAAGGCCUGGAGAAGACAAUGUUAUUGGAGGAGGGUCGUUUUGUCCAAUUAUUUUCUUUCUUGUUUCAGCUUUGGAUUCUGAGGCUGAUCUAUGACUUUAGACGACGGUUAAGGAUUAAUUUGUUUCGUGUUUUGAAACAUAAAUCUCUUUAUAGGAAUCAUCUUGAGGUGUUAUUGGAUAGUGAGAUAAAAUGAUUUUUGAGAGAACCUGACAGUGAAUAAACUCGGAAAUGAAUGUAGCUUGUUUGUCAGCAGAACGAUAUACAAAGCCCAAUGUCUUAGACUGAAAUGUAGCAAUAUUAUAUUAUUUUCUUAACAGAUUGGGGAAGCUGGUUUUUUUUCUUUCUUGAUUUUGUACCUCUGGCACCUUUUAAGUGUUUCUGGCUCACGUUAAUACAAACACAAAACAUUGGCACUUGAUAAAUAACAAGCCUUGUUUUAAUUAAGUAAUGUGUGCAAUAUGAUUGGCAACUGAUUGUGAGCCUCACUCAUAAGGGCUUGGCCCCGGUGAGAAUUUUAAUGAAGAGGACUUGUAUCAACCAAGUCCUUGAGGUCGAUCGAUAUCCUCUACUUUUACUGUUCACUGAGUAAAUAUACUGAUUUUUGAUGAACCCGUUUGUCCCAUGUUUUGUUUCAUCCAUCUGGUUUUUAUUUAUCAUUUAAUUUUCUGUCUAUCUGUUUUUCUAUCUCACACACUCUUUCAAAAUAUAUUGCUGUUUGUAAGUCUUUCUGUCAAAAGGG